AUCCUUAAACACGUGACCGCCUCUCACUUCGCCUAAACUACCCCUGCCUUGCCUUGCGUGGGUUUUUAGCCGCCACUUUUAAUUGGGCUCGGCGGUUUCUUAACUGGCAAAGUUGCCAAUGAUGGACUCUAAGAAAGAAAGGGAGCAAGAAGCAGACCAUGAGAAGGUAACUGCUGUGCUGCUCAAGUCACGUACAGGAGAAUUUGAUUUGGAGUCAAUAUUAUUUCUCAAACUGAGAAAUCUUGGUAUAUGUGACCUUGGAUGUAUUGGAGAGUGUAUUAAUUUGGAAAGACUGGACCUAUCUGGAAACGGUAUCACAAAUCUAGCCCCUCUAGCAUCUCUUCGGCUUCUUGCUGUCCUCAGUUUGUCUGCUAACAGGAUCGCCAAUUUAGAACCUUUGCGAAGCUGUGAAAGUUUACAGAACUUAAAUGUUGCCGGUAAUAUCAUACCUAGUAUUGAAAACCUACACUGCCUUGUUUCUUUGAGAAAGCUAGAAAAUGUACGCCUGAAAGACAAUACGCACAAUUAUACAAACCCAGUGUGCAGGAACCUGUCAUAUAGAUGUGCAGUGCUUGAGAUGUUCCCCAACAUCAAGGUUCUGGAUGGUGAAAGAGUUGUCGGACGGGGAAGUGACUUGUACCAAUUAUGCAAAGACAUUGAUGAUACUAUUAAAGCAGGUUCAUACAAGAAUGGACAGCUUAUUGAAAGAAUUGAUUGCAAGCCAUGGGUGGAAGAUACUUAUUGGGAGAUAAAAAGAUCAAACAAUGCCAUAAUUGAUGAAGCGUAUAAACAGUUUAAUGAUGUUCUCCAUGAAUGCAGACUCCUCAACAACAGAGCCACUCAUGUGAUUUCACAAACUGAAAGAUCCAUGAGUUUGAAGAAACAGCCAAAGCAAUAUGCCAUCUGAGUUGGGCUAUUAUCGACGCAUUUGUGUGCAAUCUCUAUCAACUUUUUGUUGUCCAGUGUACUAUGGCUAAUAUACUGGAGCUUUUUGCAAAUAACCAUACUAUAUCCAAAUGCUUGAUAACUGUCAUGGCUGGACACACAUGCUCUGUUUUGCAGUGUGUGGCUUUUGCUUUAACUGUAUGCAUCCUAUGCAUUAGUUAUUAGAAGAAAUGUGAAAACCUUUACCCAUACUGAUGCUCCUCAGUUUGGUUCUAAGAUGUCUUAACUUGCACCGUGUGCAUUUUGUACUACGCUAUAGCCCGCACUUAUGAUGAGAGCUAUGCUGCUUCUAACAAUUUCUAGAUUUGUUUACCAGGAGCUUUUUUUUCCCUGUUUAGUUUCACUGAUUAGUUUGGGGAAAUGAGUCUCCUGCGGUUCGCUUUCUUUGUAAGUUGCGUUUUUGAAAAUGUGAUUGAAUGAUUUGUUUUCCAGGUGUUUCUACUUGUUUUAUACCAUAAUGUCCAUAGUGUGUACAACCAACUUGUGAAAAAUAGAGUUUAUAAAUCUAUAAAA
This is a messenger RNA of Cololabis saira (Pacific saury), 1458 nucleotides long. RefSeq names its product leucine rich repeat containing 61 (gene lrrc61). Lineage: Eukaryota; Metazoa; Chordata; Actinopteri; Beloniformes; Belonidae. The transcript is spliced from 9 exons. Bases 119 to 907 code for a protein of 262 amino acids. The record is from RefSeq and is a predicted model, not a curated record. Gene Ontology annotation, molecular function: protein binding.